Molecule: messenger RNA, 321 nt
Organism: Peronospora matthiolae
Lineage: Eukaryota; Oomycota; Peronosporomycetes; Peronosporales; Peronosporaceae
Source: the annotation of a GenBank genome assembly
AUGGCAACCGUCGCCUCCAGUUCAGUCAUGGGAUACGCUGGUGGUGAAUACAGCAAAUCUAUGCCUGUCAUGCCAGGGUUACGCUGCAGUGACGCCAGUAUUUCAUGCGGCGAAAGCGACGGGAGCGUUUCCCGGUUUUGCCUCGAGAGAAUGGAUGAAGACUUUCGACAAUGCUGCAUGAGCAAGUGCCCGUCUGCUGGCAAACAACCCGACCGUUACUGCAGCGCGAUCAAUGUUCCGUGUGACGGAUUCGACUACGACGCGUCCUCGUUUUGCAGCUGGAAGAAAGAUCCCAAUGUCGAGUUCAAGGACUGCUUGUAA